This is a messenger RNA of Paramecium primaurelia, 801 nucleotides long. The record is from the annotation of a GenBank genome assembly. Lineage: Eukaryota; Ciliophora; Oligohymenophorea; Peniculida; Parameciidae.
AUGAUUUAAAGGUAAUAUCUAGUAAAAGCUCUAUAAUUGAACUAAAAUAAGAAUAUUGGAGAGCAUAUUAUUAUAGUGAUAAAAUUGAACAUUGCUAUCAUGAUGUAAGUAAUUGUAAGGUAGCCCGGAGAUUAAUCUUGCUCUGAAGGUCACGUUUGUGCCUUAUGCGAAUAAUGUGAUUUAUAUAACAUAAGAGGUGAAGGACCUUAUUCAGUUAGCUCUCCUUAAAAUUGCGGAAAUAGUGAUUUAAUAGUUGAUUAUGCAAUAACAAUUACUUUAAUUAGUAUCUGGACUCUUAUUUCUACUUUAAUGUCUGUAUUUGGUAAUAUAAGAAGAAUUGAAGAAGUUAUUUUAGGGAUUCGACUCAAAGCAAAAGUUUUACCAGCAAUCUUAAUUAAACUCUUUACUAAAAAUUUUUAAAUAAUAUCUACUAUUACAACAUUUUAACUUUAAAUUUCUAAUGGAUUGAAAUUAGUAAUUAAUAGCAUUGAAAAUCCAGUUGAUUCUAUGGCUUAUUCAUUUGAUUGUUUUUUGAAUAAUUUAUCAGAUAUUUUAAUAAUAUAUUUCAGAAUUAUUUGGAGUUUAGUUAAUGCUGCCUCAAUUUUAACUAGUUUUUUUAUUAUUGAAAGUUUAGCUAUAUUGACAAAACUUGUAAAUAUAGAUCUUCAUUUAUUCUAACAGCUCUAUUAUACUUUUUCUUAUACAUACAGCCAAACUUGGUUGGGGGUUGAUUUCUUUACUCUCAUAUAGAAUAAUUUCUAAUUAAUUUUGGAAAUAAGGAAAUGUUGCUUAUAGAUAUGA